AUGGCUUGCUGGAAGUGAAAUGAAAAAGAUAAAUAGAAUAAAGGAAGUUCAUUCGCGGGGAAAAUUAGAACAAACUAAAACGUUUCUAAGAUCCUGGAAUUAAAAUAUUAAGCGUAUCUGUCUGGAGUUGCUAUGUAGGCCUAUACACCAGAAAGAAAACAGCACCAUGUGUGCGUGCGUUUGGGUUAAAGUGUCAUAUGAUGUACCGUCAAGGAUUUUAUCAUAAAAACUGGGCUGUAUCAUUUACUAAAGCCACAUGUAAAGUUUAAAGAGCAUGUGAGAUGAGCUUCGAUUGUAAAUUACUAUCUGUGUGACGGGCAAAGAUGGCAGAAACUGAUAAGCGCAUGAUAUGAUACUGAGAGGAGUUCAAGCGAUUUAGUUUAGAAAAUUACAUGAAUGAGUAGAAAAAGAAGAGUUCCUCUUUUAAUAGGCUAUCUGAAACUAAGUCUUUUAAUGUUUUAGCAGGUUUCUCGUAGUAUUUAACAAAAAAGUGAUGAUAUAUUGACCAAUGCCUGUCACUAAUGUUGGUGAAUUGGUUUUGAAGUUCUGAAGGGAGAAACUUCCCCGCCCCUCAGCUAAUUCUCUCUCUCUCUCUCUCUCUCACCUAGUCCCACAGCCACAGCAGAUUGAGCUCACAGUACGUUAAAUCUGGAUACCUAAACCUUUUAAACAAGCUGAUUUUUGAAUCACUAGCGUCAACCAUCUAAGUGCAUUUUUUGAUCUGUGAAGGGACGUAUGUACCUCGUUCAAGCUAAGUGAGCGAGAAAUGAAUUCAUUCUUAAGGAAAAGCGUCUCAGGGAAUGUGUCCCUUCCGUACACCACACUGAUACCGAUGUCUGAGAAUGAAGUGAAUUUCAGCUGUCUCUUCAAUGAGGAGUUCAAGUAUAUUCUGCUCCCUGUAUCAUACUCCCUAGUGUGUUUCCUGGGACUGAUACUUAACUCUGUGGCUCUGUGGAUGUUCAUCACUAAGAUGAGGCCCUGGAAACCCAGUACAAUUUAUAUGUUCCAUCUGGCCCUGUCGGACACGCUCUAUGUGCUCUCCUUGCCUAUGCUCAUAUACUACUACGCAAACCGCAGCCACUGGCCUUUUGGGGUUUUUCUCUGUAAGACUGUGCGGUUUCUUUUCUAUGCUAAUUUGUACUGCAGCAUCCUGUUUCUCACUUGCAUCAGUGUGCACCGCUACCUUGGUAUCUGUCACCCCAUUCGAACUAUGACUUUGAUCAAGCCACGCCAUGCCCACAUGGUGUGUGGUUUUGUCUGGACUGCUGUGAUAGCCUGCCUGGUGCCCACACUGAUUUUUGUCAGCACUUCUCAAAGAGGAAAUGACACUUUGUGUCAUGACACCAGCCGCCCGGAUGAAUUUCACAACUAUGUUACCUACAACUCAGUGGUGAUGGUCCUGCUGUUUAUCCUGCCAUUUCUGGUCCUCAUGGUCUGCUAUUGUUUAAUGGCACGGGCCCUUUGCCAACCCCGAAAGGGCCUGUCCCAAAGUCAACCGAGUUCAUCCCGGAAGAAGUCCAUUAAACUUAUCAUAGUGGUCUUGGUUGUGUUUGCGAUUUGCUUUGUACCCUUCCACAUCACCCGUUCGCUCUACUACGCCUAUCGUAUUCUAGACGCAGAUUGCAGGUUGCUUAAUAUUGUCAACUUUGCUUAUAAAAUCACUCGCCCACUUGCUAGCAUGAACAGCUGUUUGGACCCCAUCCUCUACUUCCUGGCAGGGGAUCAGUACCGCUCUAAACUCCUCCGAGUGUUCACUAGAAAGACUCCAAACACUCGUUCAACUGCUUAUGUGCAUGAUAACAACAUCGGGCUGGCCGUUAAGAAUCCAGAUGCCAAAGCUGGCACUGAGUCGAGACUCUAGAUACACAUACCCAGACAUUUUGGGUAAUCUUUUAAAAAGCAGUUCUGGAAGACUGCUGCAAAUUUUGUAAAGAAAUCCCAAGCAUUCUCUGUCAACAGACAUCAUUCUGCAGAUACGCAUCCAGAAGAAUUCAGGACAGUCUUGUAAACACUACAGUGUAGAUAAAAGUAAAGGAUUCUUUUUGCUUCCUUUGUGCACUCCUAAUGUUUUUUUUCUUGUUUUUUUUCUUCAUUCAGUGUGGUGA
This is a messenger RNA of Carassius carassius (crucian carp), 2105 nucleotides long. RefSeq names its product P2Y purinoceptor 4-like. NCBI's taxonomy places the organism in Eukaryota, Metazoa, Chordata, Actinopteri, Cypriniformes, Cyprinidae. Gene Ontology annotation, molecular function: G protein-coupled UTP receptor activity; G protein-coupled purinergic nucleotide receptor activity. Gene Ontology annotation, cellular component: plasma membrane. The transcript is spliced from 2 exons. Bases 767 to 1861 code for a protein of 364 amino acids. Gene Ontology annotation, biological process: transepithelial chloride transport; G protein-coupled receptor signaling pathway. The record is from RefSeq and is a predicted model, not a curated record.